Cyphellophora attinorum is the source of this 489-nucleotide messenger RNA. Its product is annotated as Catabolic 3-dehydroquinase. The transcript has a single exon. Gene Ontology annotation, molecular function: 3-dehydroquinate dehydratase activity. Bases 1 to 489 code for a protein of 162 amino acids. The record is from RefSeq and is a predicted model, not a curated record. Gene Ontology annotation, biological process: quinate catabolic process. NCBI's taxonomy places the organism in Eukaryota, Fungi, Ascomycota, Eurotiomycetes, Chaetothyriales, Cyphellophoraceae.
AUGGCAUCAUCAGAACAACCAUCAGCCACCGGCAAGAAAAUCCUCUUCAUCAACGGCGCCAACCUCAACCUCCUAGGCACCCGAGAACCACAUCUAUACGGCUCCGUCAGCCUUCCCGACAUCGAAGCCAGCAUCAAGUCUCGAGGAGAGAAGCUCGGCAUCCAGAUUUUGACUUUUCAGUCCAAUCACGAAGGCGCCAUCGUAGAUCGCAUUCAGGAGGCUCGAUUGGAAAAGGUCGAUGCGAUUGUUCUGAACCCUGGAGGCUACACCCACACCAGCGUGGUCAUUCGGGAUGCGCUGCUGGGUGUGUCUAUUCCGUUCAUCGAGUGCCAUGUGAGCAAUGUCCAUGCUAGGGAGCCGUGGAGACACGAGAGCAAAUUCCACGACAAGGCCGUGGCGGUGAUCUGUGGUCUGGGUGCUUAUGGAUACGUGGCGGCAUUGGAGUAUUGGGCCUGGAAGUUUGCCGAUGGGCCAAUGAAAGGCAUUUGA